AUGUUUUUAGAAGAAUUGAAAGUACAAAUUAUUGAAAAUGGCGGUCGUUAUUUGUAUCAACAAGAUUUACCAUUUGGUACAAAAGAAGAAGAAGGAAAUAAAAUUCGAAUAUUUUUGAAAGAGAAAUAUAUAUUGAAAUCAGGAGGAUUUGCUAGUCGAGAGUAUAAAUAUGGUGAUCAAAAGGAUAAGAUUAGUGGAAUCUUAGAUGAAACUUUGAAAAAUACUGAGUAUAUUAAUGAUAAAGAAUCGAUUCAGUCUAAACUGGCAGGUUUACAAGGAGAUAUUCGUGCUUAUGAAGAAGGUUUGAAAGCAAACUUGAAAGACUUUAUAGAUCUUGAGAAUGAGGAAAUAGUUCCAAGUGAAUUGAAUUUUUUCCGAGGAUUUGGUCUUGAUAAAUUUUUGAUUAUUGAAGAAGAUAAAUCAUGGUGGGAUUGGCGCGCUUUUGCCGUUGCCAUGAUAGGUGUGGCACAAGUAAUUGGAGGAGCAGCGUUAGUAGCAUUCGGUUGUGUUAAUAUAGGAAAUGCUCUUAUUGCCGAAGGUAUAUCGGAUAUGAUUUAUGCAACAAUGGCAGGAUUGUCAGGUACAUUUAGUUGGAAGGAUUGGGCUAUACAAAAGUCAAUUAGCUUUACUAUUUCCUUAGCGACUGCUGGUAUAGCUACAUUAGCAUCUCUAGGCAAUGUUGCAUCUAAACUUGGUGCAAUAUCUAAAUCGGCAAUAUUUGUACAAUUAGUAAAACAAGCUGCUUAUCAAUUUGUAACUACAUGUGCUACGAACAUUUUGACAGAAAAAGUUAUGCAAGAAAUUCAAGAAAAUGUAAUAAAAACAGUCGUCAAUGGUAUAGAAGAAAAACUUUUGAAAGGAGUGCAUAAGGUAAUAGAUGAAAAAGUAGAAAAACUUUAUGCUACUUGUCAUACCGAUAGAGAUUUUGAAGAGGCUUUCAAAAACAUGGAAACGAGUGUAGGUAUGGCACUCGGAAAAAGUGUUAUAUUACCGGAACAGUUUAAUAAUAUUCGCAUACAAGUUGCAUCUUCGUUGAAAAGAACUUACGAACAAUUUGGAGAUACUCUACUAAAGUCAAGUUCGAAAUAUGCUAAACUGGCUGGUGCCACUGUAAAAUCAGUAGUUCUAGUUGAUAAGAUUUGGAGUACAAUCGAACCGAUUUUAAAGUUGGCCUCAAUAAUAACUACUUUUACUAACAUAAUUGAUAAUGCAGUAAAAUUAGAAAAUGUUGGUAAUCAUAGAAAUAUAAAUUCUACUAAAAUUAAAGAUCGAGCGGCUCAGUUGAAGAAUAUGAUAAACGCAUAUAUAACCAAAACAUUGACAAGAGAAUUAGAUAAACUAGUAAGACAAGUGGUCAGUACGGGAGUAAAUCAAAUAGCAAAGGGAGCGACAUAUAUCGUUAAGACAUUAGUCGAAUCAGAGUUUAAUGGUAAGAAUCCAAUUGAUACGCUGAGAAAAUCUAAUCAAAAUGAAAGAGAUGGUCAAAAAAGUCAAAUUAUUGAAGAGCAACCGUCACCAAAAACUGAUUCUAGAAAAGAUGAAUCAGAUCAAAAGAGAAGAGAGAACUUGCAAAAUGAUAUAACGAACCCAAAAGAAAUCAUUUCGAAUUACGCAGAUGAAAUCAAAGAUAAAAAUCGACCUUUGGGUCUUGCUGAUAUAAAAAUGCUCGCGGAUAAAAAAAUGAGAAACAUAGUUGUAUAUGAUGAAACUACAAAAAAAAAGCAUUUAAUCAGCCCUCCUGGAUGGAAAAAAAUUCCUGCUUUUUUUAAACAAUCAGCAAAAAUAAUCUACGCAGCAGGUAAAGGUGGAGAUGUUGGACAUUUCACCAAUGCUCUAGCUCCGGAAAGUUUUAAACAAGUCAAUGGACGUAAAGAUUGUCUGUUAAUUGCUUACAAAGAAUCGCUUGGUUAUGAAGCGAAUGAUGAGAUGAUAGAAAAAGAUCGAGAAAAAUUAUAUCAAUUUACAGCUCGAUAUUCAAAUCGAUACGCUAGAAUUAGAAGUGAAAAUGAUGCACGUGGAUACAAUGCGAUGCUAGGUGCCGGAGCUCCAAUGAAACGUAAUCUUUUUGAAAAAGACGAGAUCCGAUUAGAGGGAGAUAGAAAGCGUGACCACUCAUUGAACAGUGAUGGAACAUACAGAACAAAAGGGCAUGAAACGUCACGUAUCGAAGAAGAAUUCGGAGUCAAGAUUAGCGGUAAAACACACGAAUACGAACAUGGAGUUUCUUAUCGAGCGUCAGCUGCUGAUGCUGAUCCCGAAUUAGAAAUGUCUAGAGACCGCGGUAUUGGUGGGCGACUUGAGCGUGCUGGACCAGCUUAUGUGGAAGUUAAACAAGCACAUAGAGAUCAUAUCAGUACAAAUAACACUAUUGCUGCUGCUGAAUUUGCUAAAACAGUAGGCGUCGCCUUGAAAGAAGACAAUAGCCCGAGUAAUGCAUUGCAGAUGAGUUUAGUAGAGUAUGCUCAUACACCUAGUUUUGUUAGGAGUGUAGGAACUCAAGGCAAUGACAUUGCCAAUGAUUCGUAUGUACACAUGAUAAUGAGCAUCGACGGUAUACCUGUUAUGGAAGGUAAAUCAAUACGUCUUAUUCCUAUGGACAUCCCACAGAAAAAGGAAUGCAUCGUAUCACGAUGGAUAAUAGUUAACCAACGAUAUCCAACCGAACAUGAGACUAAAAACAUCAUAGAAUCGACCUUUAACAAGUAUGGUCAUAAAUUGAAAAAAUAA
Molecule: messenger RNA, 2727 nt
Organism: Rotaria sp. Silwood2
Lineage: Eukaryota; Metazoa; Rotifera; Eurotatoria; Philodinida; Philodinidae
Source: the annotation of a GenBank genome assembly